Molecule: messenger RNA, 2342 nt
Organism: Diorhabda carinulata
Lineage: Eukaryota; Metazoa; Arthropoda; Insecta; Coleoptera; Chrysomelidae
Gene: Cad96Cb
Product: cadherin EGF LAG seven-pass G-type receptor 2
Exons: 10
Coding region: 159-2261 (700 amino acids)
Biological process (GO): homophilic cell-cell adhesion
Cellular component (GO): plasma membrane
Molecular function (GO): calcium ion binding
Source: RefSeq, a predicted model, not a curated record
AGUUUCAGUAUUUCAUUUAUAUCGUAACAUCGACGUGGUGAAUUAGAAAAAAAAAGUAUCUUGCGACAUUGUGUUGUGUUUUGAGUGACGGUGGAAUAAGCAAUAGGGUUGAGGAGGGGUGGAAUAUGGUAAAAGAGUAACAGGAUGUUUUUUAUGCCAUGGCCAAACCUGAUUUGGGAACAAGUUGCAGAUGUUUAUUAUUGGUUUUGGCAAUUCUCCUUCACAAAUCCAUAACAGCUCUAACAGACAAUCGUUGUUUUCUGGAAAAUGGAGCAUCUUCAGAAAACUUUUUUGUCGCCGAAGACCUUGAAGUGGGCUCUGUCAUCGGCCAAAUCCAUGUACACGGUGACCCAAGAAAUGGAGGUUCUAUUGGACUUCGUCUCAAAGAAAAAGAUAGUCCCGUAGCUAUCAUUCCUGGUACGAAAAAUUUAACAUUACGCAAAUCACUUGAUAAAGAAGGAGUAGGAGGACCAUCUUCAGUAUUUGUAAAUUUAAUAUGCGAAAGAAUAGGCACUCUCGAUCCUGGUUUUGUUAUUCCCAUUAACGUCAGAGUAACCGAUGUAAAUGACAACGCUCCUGUUUUUAUCAAUGCUCCAUAUAUUUUGAAUAUCUCAGAAGUGACAGUGGUGGGAACAAGAGUGUUACAGGGUGUUCAUGCCGUAGACAAUGAUCAACAAGGUAUUUUCUCAAGUGUUAAAUACUCGGUGCUUCCGGGACAAAAUUCGGACUUUUUUGAAUUCGAAAAUGAAUUGGAAGGUACUUUAGUGUUGAAAAAACCAUUAGAUUAUGAGAGUUUGAAAAGUUUCGAUGUGCAUAUUCGUGCUCAAGAUCACGGAGAGCCUCCGAAGAAGACUGACACUGUUUUGACAGUUAAUGUAGUUGAUGCCGAUGAUCAAAACCCAAAAUUCCAAGAUGACAGAUACACAGCUGUUCUUCCUGAUCCUCCUAAAAAAGGUUCGCUUCUUAUAAUAAAACCGAGAGAUAUACGAGCCGUUGAUCAAGACUUAGGAAUCAAUUCUCCAGUUUAUUAUACUUUCAACGAAGUCGGUGUGGAAUAUACACUUUUCAAAUUGAACAGAGUUGCCGGUAAAAUCAGUUUAGCUAAAGAUUUAUCUGAGAACGAUCUACCAUAUCCAGUAACUUUAGUUAUCCGGGCCACACAACAAGACAAUCCAGAUAGAUAUGCUUUGGCUACAUUGACAGUAUCAAGAUACAUCGCGAAAGGAAUUAAAUUCCUUCAUAGCACAUUUUAUGUCAGAAUAUCAGAAGCUCUUCCGACAGGUGCUGUUGUUGCAACUUUAUCUAAUAACAGACCUGGUGAACAGUUGAGAUAUUUCGUUUCCGAUCAAAAUAUUUUGAAAACGUUCAGUUUAAACACUAAGGGAGAACUAUCUUUAAAAAAGAAAUUGAGCUAUGAAGAUAGACCGGAAUAUUAUUUCAAAGUUUUUGCAACGGAUGGAAUCACUAACGAUUCCAGCGCUGUUAACAUUUCUGUAGAAAAUGUGAACGAAUGGGAGCCAAGAUUUCGUUAUCCACACUACGAAUUUUUCAUAACUGGACACCCUGAUGAAUUAUUAGGAAGGAUAGAAGCAGCUGAUGGUGAUAAAAACGACAAACUGUCUCUUACUCUAAGUGGUUCCAAUGCCUCCAUGUUUACUAUUUCUCAAAAUGGGGAGUUAAGACUGAAAAACGUAAAAGAUAAUGUAGGGAUGGUUAGUUUCGCAGUAGUAGCAACAGAUAACGGAAGACCGCCCAGAUCUUCUUCAGUACCAGUUACAGUUCAUUUUCCAGAUGUCGGGGACAAAUCAGGAGUUUUCGCUAGUAAGAAAAAUGGUAGUGCGUCUCUUCUUUUGGCCGGCCUUGGUGCAAUAUUAUUAGUUUUAUUAUUUGUAGUCGUCCUACUCGUAGCAUAUAUUUGUAAAGUAAAGCGAUCUCCAAGAUCAGAUACUUCAACUUUACAAUCUGAACGGGAUAAAAAUGGUUUGAAGAAAAUUACCAGUCCAAUGUUUGGAGAUUGUUCUAGACCACCAACUGCAUCCGCAUUGGGAGGUAUACCAAGUGAUAUUAGAUCGAAAAUUCCAAGUCCUAAAGUUCAUCCUGCUCCACAACCUCCUCUAUGGGCAUCUGAUUGUUCGAGAGCGAAGAAAUUAAGUUGGGGAGAUGAUAAAACGGACGCUGAAAGCAACGAAAAUAUCACCGAAGCAGUAAUAACUACUCCAUCAACAUUGCAAAGCAAUACUAAUUUAACAGUAUACUUUUGAUUUAACUCAUUUUUUAUAUUUGUGAAAUUUUGUAUAAUAAUGUAUAGGUCAUAAUAUUGUAAUUAAAGAGUUCAAUAUUUA